Messenger RNA from Dibothriocephalus latus, 315 nucleotides. NCBI's taxonomy places the organism in Eukaryota, Metazoa, Platyhelminthes, Cestoda, Diphyllobothriidea, Diphyllobothriidae. The record is from the annotation of a GenBank genome assembly.
ACCCUGCAGGAGCACAGUGCACGACUGAAGGCACUGUUUGGCGAUGUUGUUGUGAUCAAAAAAGUGGUUCAGGACGUGUGUUCAUGGGAGAAUCCUUUUCAAGCUAUUGGUGCCCUUGUUGGCUACGUCGUCGUGGUCUGGAACUUCCAACCCUUCAUGGUGCCACUGGGUAUGAUCGCGGGAAUCCUCGCCAACCGGUACCUCUACAAAACACCCCAUAUGCUGAGUGUUUAUGACACCAUUCGAGCUGCUUACGGAGUGGCUUCCAAUCAGGUAGUAUGGAAGAUCAAGUGUCUGGCAAUGGAGGCAUCGUGA